UCUCAGUCGAAUGAAUACGUUACAUUUGCUUUGUUAUAUCUGUUAGGCAUACACAUCUAUACUCAUAGAGUUAUAUAGUUUGACCUGAUUGACAACAUUAUGAUGUCCCUGUCCGGAAACUCUGUGUAUCCCCACGAUGUCCUCGCUGUGUGGUUAUGUCUGCUGACAGUAUCCCAGGCGUACGUUAAUGUCGCCCUCAACAAACCAGCAUACUUACAGUACCCUGAUCCAGAUGACGACAACUGGGACGCCAGUAACGCUGUAGAUGGACAUAAAUCAGACCUGAGUAGUGGUGGAGGUCAAUGUGCUUUAUCACAGUACGGACAAACCGCCACCUGGUGGGUCAACCUGACCACCAUCCACAGCAUCCACCACAUCACCAUCUACUUCGAGACGAACAAUCAACCAUUGGGUCCUUCUAAUGGCUACACUAAGUAUUUCCUUGGAUUCUCUGUGUACGUCUCCAAUACAACAGACAGACUACAGGGAACACUGUGUUACAAGGACGACAACUUUACAGUAGACACCAUACCUGCUGUCUUCACCACCACCUGUCCUGUACACGGACAGUACGUCAUCUACUACAACGAGAGACUACCAGGAUUUACCUACCUUGACUAUUACUCUGACAUUGUUGAGACUGCCCUCUGUGAAGUGGAGGUGUAUGGAUGUCCUGCUACCGGAUAUUUUGGGUCCAACUGUUCCGUUCCCUGUCCAGACGUCAACUGUCAGUCCUGUCACAUAGAGACGGGCACCUGUCAGGGCUGUAAACUUGGAUACAAAGGUCACCGAUGUGAAAUAACUUGUGAAGAAGGAACAUAUGGUGCUGGCUGCAAAGAAACAUGUGGACAAUGCCGUGAUAUAAACCAGUGCUCCAUCAACAAUGGGACUUGCUUAAUUGGGUGUGAUGCUGGUUUUAAAGGAGACUUGUGUAAAACUGCAUGUGACCGAGGAUCGUAUGGCUAUGACUGCAGAGAAACAUGUGGACAUUGUCGUGACAAAAACCAGUGUGUCAACAUCAAUGGAUUGUGUCUGACGGGAUGUGACCCUGGUUAUCAGGGAGACUUGUGUAAAACAUCAUGUAACAGAGGGUCGUAUGGUUCUGAAUGCAAUGAAACAUGUGGACAUUGUCGUAACGUAGACCAUUGUUCCAAUAUUAAUGGGACGUGUUUGACAGGGUGUGGUGCUGAUUAUCAAGGAGACUUGUGUAAAACUCUUUGCCCCGUUGGAUAUUUUGGACAAGACUGUUCUGAGACUUGUAUCAACAGUUACACCUGUGAUGGCUGUAACGAUGUCAGUGGUUCAUGUGAUUAUGGCUGCCGUCCUGGCUGGAUAGGAUACUUCUGUCAAAAAAGUACAUAUUCUAUUUAUUUUAUUUUUUAUUCAUGGUAUUGUAAUCAGAGAUUUAUUAAUUGAUUAUUAAUUAUCGAAAUAGUAUUCAAAACAUUACAUAAGACAUUUGUUUUGAAAUAUGACGUUUGGCUUAUAAAUCGUAUAUUUUCAAGUUUACCUCAAAGUAACAAUAACCUAUAUAUAUCAUAAAAUGUGCCAACGAAUGACUACAUUGAUCAUUUAAUGUGUACCAAGUUGUACUAAUGUGGGUACAUCGGACGCCAACAAUUUGUUCAUAGGUUAGUGUUUACAUUUUUCUUGUAAAAUAAGUAAAGAAUUAUUUAAGACAACAAACACAGCCAAGAUAACAAUAAAACAGAUGUAUUUUUAAGAAAAUCACAAACUUAAUUUGCGUAAAAAUAGAUAUACAAUCGCCGUAGUUAAUUUCUGAAGAGAGAAGAAAAGGCAACGCAAGUAAGUAUGAAUAUGUGAUGUUUUGCAGUUUUUCUCUUAAAAUUACACCCCUUAAAUUUCAAUCUAUAUUUUUAUAUAAUAUUUUUUCUCUAAAAAUAAGUAUUAAAUAUGAUCGUUAUAUAAAAAUUGUAUAUAUGUGAAAUACAACCCGGUCUUCGCGUUGGUGUUUAAAAAAAAAUCGGCUUCUGAAAAACAACGUGGAAUAAUGCACUCGGUGUACCAGAGUAAGUAGUCACUUUGCUUAUCGAAUCUAUAUCAUAUCAAGUUGCCAUUUAUUGAAAUUGUAAUUUUGUGAAUUUUUCUCAAAUCCGGCUGUUCUAAUACAUGUUGAAACAAACCAACACGUAUAAGUCUGUUUAUACUUUAAAGUUGUUUCUUUAAUAUCAAUGAAAUAAAAAUGUUGGUAAGUCAUCCAAUGUUGAUAAGUUAUAACCUAAAUGUAAGUUUGUUUUAAAACUUUGUAAAUGUAUUAUGAUACUUUUAUUUCUAUUUGUUUGACAUGGGUUUUUUCUUCUCUAAAGUUAAGUAUAUUUUACAAUUCAACUAUUACAUGUAGUCAAAACAGGAAUAGGAUCGGAAGGGGGAAAUGUCAACUACUUGUCAGAACAGGAAUAUGACAUUAGGGGAGAGAACUGCUUAUAGGGUCAAAUGUCGUGAAGAAGACAAAAAAUGGUGUGAAAAGUGAACAUAUCCGAUUUGCUACACAUUGUACGACAUGUAAACUUUGUAUACUAUUAUUUUGUAAAAUGUUGUUGUCGCCAUCGAUCAUCAUACGGGGCGGGGCGUCUUCUGUUGCAAGGCGAAAUGCAUUGACCGGGGCAUGGAGAGGGCAAAUGAGUGAGUAAGAGAACUGUGUCUUAAGUGUUUCUUGUAAUUUAAAUAUUUAACUCUAUCUUUUUAAAUCAAAAAGGAAUGCAAGAAAGAAGUUAAGUUAGAAGACUUGGAGUAGACAAAAGUGGACGUUAACAAAAACCAAAACUAUACAAAAGGAGUGAGGCAGCUUGUUCUUUUUGAACAACAACGAGUGUUUGUGGUGUUGUAUAGUAUGCAUUUCAUGAUUAACACAUUUUUUCUUUCAUUAAUUUAAAUGUUUCUGCUACUGAUGACAUAUAUGUGGUUCUUUUUUGUUUUUGUUUUUUUGUUUGUUUGUAUUUUUUUAUUUGUUUUUUUUUAUUCUCUAAAGUCAAAUAGAACUUAACACAUGGUUGUAUUAAAUAGUAACUGGAUGUCAUUCUCGAAAUGUCAACUGGAAUAAAGACCUGACUGCUUAAUGUAUUAACCGCCGGCAGGUGCACCCCAAUCAUUUGCAGGAAUCCAUCUUGUACUUAAAGAAUUAAUGCCUUUACUUGGACACAACUACUGAACUGUGAACUGUAGCAGUUUUUAAAGCAAUAAUAAAAAGAUAUGGUUGUGCAAUAACGCACAGAAUAUUUCCUAAUCGAUGUAGACAUUACAUUGUAUUUCUUUCAUCAUGAUUAGUUUAAGAAUAGCUGUAAAUAAUCUUUGAAAACGACGUUCCAUCAAUAACAUUUGCAGACUUCCCAUUUUUAUGACAUUCUCGUAAUAAAAUGAAUGAUUGUACAAAAAAGGGUUUAUCUGUAUAGAAAACAUAUCAAACCCCUGUCACACCGGAGCUGCAUCUUCAUGGCGAUACCGCUGCAUCCUUAAAUAAUGUAGAUCACCGAAGUACACGCAGUAGAGUCUCCUUCAGCGCCUUAAAAAAGCAACGGCAUCUUCAUUUGCACCAUGAG
Molecule: messenger RNA, 3557 nt
Organism: Magallana angulata
Lineage: Eukaryota; Metazoa; Mollusca; Bivalvia; Ostreida; Ostreidae
Product: multiple epidermal growth factor-like domains protein 10
Exons: 9
Coding region: 100-1416 (438 amino acids)
Molecular function (GO): scavenger receptor activity
Source: RefSeq, a predicted model, not a curated record